Messenger RNA from Nycticebus coucang (slow loris), 3410 nucleotides. Its product is annotated as leucine-rich repeat-containing protein 37A2-like. Gene Ontology annotation, molecular function: protein binding. Lineage: Eukaryota; Metazoa; Chordata; Mammalia; Primates; Lorisidae. The record is from RefSeq and is a predicted model, not a curated record. The transcript is spliced from 16 exons. Bases 237 to 3149 code for a protein of 970 amino acids.
GGCGGCGGCUGACGGAGGCGGAGAGUUGGCCGGGACGCGGGGCUGCUGGAGGCAAAGGCGGCGAGGAACGGGGGAGCCGCAGCGGUUGUCACCACGGCAGCCCGUGAGAGCCUUUAGGAACCUCUGAGGGAAAGCCAAAGGGGAUGGAGCUGUGGACAGGAACCCCAGGUUGCUGGGCUAUUGGCCUGUCAGAGACUGUCAGAAGCGUGUGUCAGUAGAGCAUCCCACCCCUGAAAAUGCUGGAAGAAAAACCAAUGGUCCCCUUGAUGAGUCUUCAGGGAGUCAAACACAGGGAGGAACUGGCAUGCAGGAACAGGCACUUACACAGGCAGACGUCCAAGACAAGAAAUUUCCAAGGAAAUGCUAUUUCUUACAUUGAUGAGAAUGUAUGGAAAUCAUACCGUUGGACUGAGAAAUUAAUUCUCAGUGAAAAUCAUUUGACCGAAUUACAUAAAGAUUCAUUUGAAGGCCUGCUAUCCCUCCAGUAUUUAGAUUUAUCCUGCAAUAAAAUCCAAUUUAUUGAAAGACGUACCUUUGAAUCACUACCAUUUCUGCAGUAUGUAAAUCUUGGUUGCAAUUUAAUCACUGAACUGAGCUUUGGAACGUUUCAGGCGUGGCAUGGAAUGCAAUUUUUACACAAGGUAAUUCUCAAUCGUAAUCCUCUGACAACUGUUGAAGAUUCAUAUCUUUAUAAAUUGCCAGCAUUAAAAUAUCUAGACAUGGGAACAACACAAGCCCCACUUACAACAGUCGAGAACAUCCUCAUGACAACUCUUGAGUUGGAAAAACUGAUCUUACCUAGCCAUAUGGCCUGCUGCCUCUGCCAAUUUAAAAAUAAUAUUGAGGUUGUCUGCAAGACAGUGAAGCUACAUUGUGAUGCAUGUAUAGGAAACAGCACAGAAGAUUGUUUUGAAGAAGCAAGUGUAGGAAAUGCGGAGGGAGCGCUCAUGAAGGUAUUACAGGCUCGGAAGAAGCACACGAGCACCGAGCUGACCAUUGAGCCAGAGGUAUCCGCAAAUAAAAAUGGCGUCGGCUUGUCAGGCUUCACGAGUGACCAGAUGGACUUCAAUGAUGAAAGCGAUGUCAUUAGUGCACUUAAUUACAUAUUGCCUUAUUUCUCAGAGGGAAAUCUAGAAGAUGUAGAAUCAACAUUAUUACCAUUCAUUAAACUGCUUUUCUCAAAUGUGCAGGAAGGAGAGAAGCCCCUAAGUCAUAUGAAAAACAAUACAAAGGCUCAGCCUCUUGAACCUGGACCCAGCAAUUCAGCUUACAAAAAUAAACUGAGGAAGCUCUAUUUCCUGGAAAAUUUGUUAGAUGCAGAAAUUCAAGAAAAAAUCGAUGAGGUUAAAAAGAAAGAAAAAACUGCCAUGCUUAUGCAGUCUGGCCUUUUAGGUCCCAAACUUAAACGCCAAAUCUUUCCUAAAAAAGUGGCAACUGCUGAAUCACAGGAAAAUAGCCUGACAGAGAGUGAGAGUGGAGACAGGGGGCUGAAGAAAGUGACGCUAUUCCUCAAAGGGCCCAAGCGCCUACGGAGAAAGCUCUUACAGGAGGCAAGAAUCAAGAGGAAACAGGGUACCUGGCCGACAGCGAAGAAAGUGGCCGAAGAAAGAACGCUUGGGAAACCAAUCCCGAGUGAAAUGACACAGUUUGACGUGGUGCAGAGGCCUCGGAAGUUUGUGGGAAGCUCCUUCCACACCGAGCCUUCCUUCACGCAGACGCACAAGGCUGCGGUCUCUUCUGUCUUCAAACAGUAUAUUGGCAUGCCUUCUACUUCUGCCACCUCAAAAUCCCUACCUGAGGUUAAAAAACAAUCGAAAGACAUGAGUGACACCAUUUUUGUUUUAGAAGAUGCAAAUGCUAGAGUUAAAAGUAUGGAAGCUGGUAAACCAAUUGUACAUUCUAGAAGAAAAUACCGCUUUCAUAAACCUCAUUCCCAUGUGGCCCACAGAACACCUGCGGCCAAACUAAGUCAAAAGUUUAGAAAAGAAACAGUGUUCCAUGGACAGAUGCCUGUAAAGCGGCCUCCAUUCUCUGCAGUAAGGAGCCUUAUAAAUUCCCCGUCACAUGGGGUUUUUCCACCUUCAGAAGAGCUGAGUCCUCAGGAGAAUCCUUUUCCAGAAUCACUUGCUCCUUCAGAAUCUGUUACAGAAAUCACUACUGUAUCCCCUCUAGGAAAUGGUAUUGAAGAAAACAGUUUUAUGGAAAACACUGCUAUACCUGAAGAAACUAUCUCUGAAAGUACAAAUGAUAAGAAUCCUUCCACUAUAGAUUCCACUGGGACUGCGUUCUUAAUACCGACUGUUAAACAAAUCAAUGAAACUCUGUGGGAAUACCACAACACGGGCACUGACUUACCCAACAUGGAAAAAAGCUUCACUUACCCAUUGCUCGCGUCCCCGGGUGAUCAAUUUGAAAUGCAGCUAAACCAGCAGCUCCGAUCCCUCAUCCCCAACAACGACGUGAGAAGGCUCAUUUCUCACGUUAUCCGGACUUUGAAAAUGGACUGCUCUGAGACCCAUGUGCAACUGGCCUGUGCCAAGCUCAUCUCUAGAACAGGUCUCCUGAUGAAGCUUCUGAGUGAGCAGCAAGAAGUAAAAGUAUCCAAGGCAGAAUGGGAUACGGAUCAGUGGAAGAGUGAGAACUACAUCAAGGAGAGCACAGAAGCCCAGGCUGAACAGAAAGAGCAGGAGUCAAGUGAGCUCACUAAAGGAGUUCCAGGAUAUGGCUAUAACAACAAACUCAUCUUGGCGAUAUCUGUGACUGUAAUAGUGAUGAUUUUGAUUAUAAUUUUCUGUCUUAUUGAGAUUUAUUCUCAUAGAAGAGCAGCAAGGACAGAUGUAGAAUCAGGCUCAGUCCCAAGGAGGGGCUUUUUUGACUUUCUGCAUAGGAGAUGCUCAUCGCAGAGUGAAAGCCAGGAGGGCUUUUUCUGGUUAAGGUGUCCACUUUGGCUUAGGGAUAUGUACAGACCUCUCAAUGCCACACGCAAGAAAAACAUGGCCCAGAAGCUUCAUGACAAGGAGUCUUCUGAUGAGGAAGAGAUUUACAAGAGGGAUGCAGGGGAGCACAUAUCAACAGCAACACCUGUGGAUUCGGCUGCUGAAGGUGGUGAGGAAAGUGAGACCGCGCCAGAAGGGGAGGACGAAGAGUGAUCCAGCCUGCCUAAGGCCGCCUGCAAACUGUACUUUCUAAUGUUGGCAUCUCGGCAUUGCUUGUAAGAUACUUAUUAUUCACACACAAAAAAUGUAUACAGUCUAUUGUCAAUUCUAGCCAGCUGGUAAGAAACUUAAAUGUUAAUAGUUAAAUAUUUAUACACGCAAAACAAGGGCCAGAGUAAAGAAAAGCAGGACUGAAGCCAGAGACUGUCAAGCUGGCCAACACCUCCACAAGCGGCAUUGUGGGCAGAGGACGCA